AUGUGCAAAAUUUGUGAUGAUAAACAUGCAAUUUGGGAAUGCGAAAAGUUCAAAUCCAUGGCAGUAAGUAAAAGAUGGGAACAAGCAAAGUUUCAUCAUCUAUUUUAUUGUUGUUUAGAAACGAACGAAAAAAAUGAAGAAACAAUUCUUCUUACCAAGUUUUCACGCAAAGAUCAAAGUCAAGAUGUGGCUAUGAGAACUUUACCUGUCGUUUUAACAAAUGGGAAACUGUUGAUAAAAGUUAACGCUCUAUUGGAUGAUGCUAGUACCCAAACUUAUAUAAACAGAGAUGUAGCUGCAGAACUUGGAUUACAAGGAUUAAUGAAAGAAAUUACAAUUAGUGUACUCAAUGGUAGAGUAAACACAUUUCAAACAAUGCCGGUUGAAUUUCAGUUACAAAGCAUUGGUGGUAAAUUGAAAAAGAAGAUAAAUGCAUUAACAGUUGAUAGAGUUAAGAGUAACAUAUUGGGACAGCAACCGAUCGUAGAUAUUCUUAUUGGAUUGGAUAACGCUGAGCUUCACUCAUCAAAAACAGAAAUUAAAGUGCGCACUGGAAAUCUAAUAGCACAACUUACGCCACUAGGAUGGACAUGUGUUGGGGCGCUUGGACGUACUCAAAUUCAUAGUUAUGAAUUUGGUGGAACGUCAAGUUCUUUUGUUUCGUCAAAAACUCGUGUCGCCCCAUUAAAUUCAGUUAGCAUUCCAAGAUUGGAGUUAAUGAAUGCAGUAUUAGGAUUGAAACUUGCGCUCUCCGUCAUAGAAGCUUUGCCUUGCACAAUAAAAAUGGAGAAUGUUAUAUUCUGGUCGGAUAGUUUGAAUACGUUAUCGUGGAUUAAAAAUCCAAGUAGAAAAUUUGAGACCUUCGUUGCAAACAGAGUUGGAGGAAUCCAGUCUCAUUCAAAAAACUUGUGGUGGACUGGGCCUGAUUUCAUCCAACAAGAGGAAUCCCAAUGGCCAACAAAGGAAUUUAAAGAAAUCGAAUACAAAUUAAUUCUAGAAGUAAAAAAUAUGGCUAUUAAAUCCGAAAAAAAUAGCGAUAGCUGGCGUUUGGAACCAAUUCGCCACCCAAGUUGGAGAAGGUUAACACAAAUUUUAGCCUGGGUACGAAGGUUCCAACAUAACUGUUUUAAAAAAUGUUUAUCAUCAGUAACACUCUCAACGGAAGAAGUUAAUGAUGCAGAAAUAGAAUUAAUUAUAAAUGCUCAAAAAAGAACAUAUGCACAAUCAGUUGAUAAAUAA
This is a messenger RNA of Hydra vulgaris (swiftwater hydra), 1239 nucleotides long. RefSeq lists its product as uncharacterized. Lineage: Eukaryota; Metazoa; Cnidaria; Hydrozoa; Anthoathecata; Hydridae. The record is from RefSeq and is a predicted model, not a curated record.